Molecule: messenger RNA, 821 nt
Organism: Nanorana parkeri
Lineage: Eukaryota; Metazoa; Chordata; Amphibia; Anura; Dicroglossidae
Product: zinc finger CCCH-type antiviral protein 1-like
Exons: 6
Coding region: 1-807 (268 amino acids)
Source: RefSeq, a predicted model, not a curated record
AUGGGUGCAUCUUCAAGUUCCAGUUCAAUUAUUGCGUCUGUUGGAACUGACACAUCCUCCGUAAAACUCCAGGCUAGUGUGAAACCAAUCAUACAAACCGAGACAAAAAGCAAGGCCCAAUAUUCACUAACUGAUGAAGCUUAUGAGUUCUUAGGUCUGCCACCAAAGGCCACCAGCUCUACAACUACCCAACCUCAACCAGCCAACAGUGUUUCUUCUAUAUCACCUGAAAAAUCAUCGCAGCAGCAGACAACAGAAAUUUGUCAUGCUAAUCUCUGGAAGUACUGUGAUCUGGGAGGUAAAUGCACUAAGAUGCACUACUACUUACCGUACCGCUGGCAGCUGUUCAGUGGAAUAGAUUGGGAUGACCUUCCUAAUAUGGAGGAUAUUGAGAGGACAUACUGUGAUCCCAAGAUGGACAGGUACCAAUUGAUCGACUUUCAGGCCAUGAAAUCUGGUUUCAAGUCAGUCCGCAGGCUCGCCACCCCAUCGUCUGUCACCCAGCCCUCUGAGUGCGUGCUGUCCACUGAGUGGCGUUGGUACUGGAAGAAUGAGUAUGGUAUCUGGACUGAGUACGGAAAAUUGAGCAGAGAGAACAUGAAUGCCACCAUUCUAUCAUCAGACCUGGAGAGCAUCUACCUGUCUGACCCUACUGGGACGAUCCCUUUCUUUGCUGAAAACCAGAGCUAUUAUAUUGACUGCCAAGAGAUGAAGCAAAGGAACUCAUAUUUCAUGACAGAGCGGGAGGUGCGCCGGAGACCCAAAUUCCUUGAUUUCCAGAAUGUGAAGAUGUUGAGAGGAAGGUAAUUGGAAAUAUCACA